Papilio polytes (common Mormon) is the source of this 5090-nucleotide messenger RNA. RefSeq names its product LIM domain kinase 1 (gene LIMK1). The transcript is spliced from 18 exons. Gene Ontology annotation, molecular function: ATP binding; protein serine/threonine kinase activity; protein binding. Lineage: Eukaryota; Metazoa; Arthropoda; Insecta; Lepidoptera; Papilionidae. The record is from RefSeq and is a predicted model, not a curated record. Gene Ontology annotation, biological process: actin cytoskeleton organization; protein phosphorylation. Gene Ontology annotation, cellular component: nucleus; cytoplasm. The coding region runs from base 91 to 3732 and encodes 1213 amino acids.
UUACGAUUUACGUCAUUCGCCACAAUCAUGGAUAGGAGUCUAAUAUAAUUUUUAUUUAUUAUUGUAUUAAAACCGAGCUUUUGAAAUGAAAUGGAGGAAUCGAAUGUGAAUGAAUCCCUCAAAUGCGCAGGGUGCCUUAAUGAUAUUGGUGAAGAUGAAUAUAUCUCGGCGUUGGGACAGGACUGGCACAAAGACUGCUUUAGGUGCUCGGUUUGCGAUGCGUCGUUAUCCACGUGGUACUUCGAGAAGGCGGGCCUGUUGUUCUGUCAGAAUGACUACUGGUCUCGCUACGGAGACAACUGCCAGCAAUGCGCACAGGUGAUAACGGGGCCGGUGAUGUUGGCGGGCGAGCACCGCUUCCACCCGGAGUGCUUCGCGUGCGCGGCGUGCGGCGCACACGUGGAGGACGGCGAGCCAUACGCGCUGUUAGAAAGAUCGCAUUUGUACUGUGGUGCGUGUUGCGGGGCGGCGAUGCGCGGGCCACGUGACGCGCACGCUAUCCACGUGCUGCGACUACCGCGACGUGCGCUGCGCCUCGCACCCGCAGCACCCGCAGCACCCGCCCCCGCCCCCGCCCUCGCCAUAGCACACGGGCGAUGCGCCAGCAAGCUGUCCGCGUUGGCGCGCGCGCUGCUCCGCGCCGCGGUCUCCGUCUGCAUACAGCUCACCUGCCAUAGAAUCGAUUCGAGCUGCGGUGUGUUAACUUUACACAUUGGAGACCGCGUGCUGGAGAUCAACGGGGCUCCGGUCCGCGGCUGCAACAUCCCUGACUUCGAUCCUGACGCCGUGGUCCAGUUAACGAUAGAACACAAUCCUGACACCUUAAAUAUGAUUAGAGGAUCUUCAACAAACACACAGACAGACAGACAUAUAGACUGCGAUGAUCGACCGAAACUCGAAGGGAAAUCGCCCAUUGAAAGAAAGAUACACAAAGAAGACUUAAAAAAACACAUUCCCAGUAGACAUUCCAUUGAUGACCAAAGAACGUUAAGAGACGACGAAGGAACAAAAAAAGAGAGACUGUUUAAAAGGAAGGGAGAAGAUGGUGGGAAGAGAGUGAUAAAAAGACGGCAAACGCCUUCUUCUCCACUUUUAGGAGAUAAAGAAAGGAGUAGUAGUAUGUCUAAGUUACUUGAUGUUAGUGUGGAUGUUCCGGAAGCCAGCGGGGUGCUGUGCGACCUGAGCCGCGCGCGCUCCUUCAGAGCAGAACCCGCGCAAGGACAGAAAGUGUUCCGAGCCUCAGAUUUAUUGCAAGGUGAGCUGUUGGGUUCAGGGUUCUUCGGGCAGGUGUACAAGGUGACGCACAGAGACACCAACGAGGUGAUGGUGCUGAAGCAACUCUACCGCGUUGAUGAAGACGCACAGAGGAACUUCCUUAAGGAGGUGGCGGUGCUGAGAUCUCUGCAGCACCCCAACGUGCUGCGGUUCGUGGGCGUGCUGUAUAAAGACAAGAGGCUGCAUCUCGUCACGGAAUACGUGGCCGGAGGGACUCUGCAUCAAUUGUUACAGGACAGGUCGCGCGUGCUGUGCUGGGCGGAGCGCGCGCGGCUGGCGCGGGACGUGGCGGCGGGGCUGGGCUACCUGCACCGCAUGAACGUCAUCCACAGGGACCUCAACUCACACAACUGUCUCGUCAGGGAGGACCAGACAGUGAUAGUGGCGGACUUCGGUCUGGCGCGCAUUGUGCAGCGCACCGCCAGCAGCUCGCUGCCGCGCGCGCACCACGCGCACGCCGCGCUGCGCAGGAAGCGCUACACGGUGGUGGGCAACCCUUACUGGAUGGCUCCGGAGAUGAUGAACGGAAACGUGUACGAUGAGAAGGUGGACGUCUUCUCAUUCGGCAUUAUAUUGUGCGAGAUAAUCGGGCGAGUAUCAGCGGAUCCGGACUUUUUACCUCGACGCAGCGACUUUGGCCUGAAUGAAGGAUUAUUUGUGGAGAAGUUCUGCAAGCCCAGCGCCUGCCCCGAGCCCUUCUACAGGGUGGCCUUCCUCGCCUGCCAGCUGGACCCUGAUACCAGGCCCCCAUUCGAAGUGAUGGAGAUAUGGCUAGAGAGCCUGGUGCUGCACCUGUCCCCCGGCCCGCCGCCCCCCACGCUGCUGGCGGACAUCGAGCAGUACGCGCGGGGGGCGAGGGGGGCGCGCCGGGGGGCUGCCGGGCCCGGGCACGCCACGCCCGAGGCCUGCCCACACAACGACUGCGGCAUCUUCUGCCCCAAUAGUGACUCCUGCCCCAUUUGCCCCGCCUGCAGGCAUUGCUCCCCCAGCGGCACGCCCACUGGGGAUUUUGCGGAAGGAGUUUUGAAGUCUCAGUCGAACGCGAGCGUAUGUGUGUCGGAGUGCGGUGCGGGCGCGGCGGCGGCGGGGGCGGGGGCGGGGGCGGGGCGCGGGCGCGCGCUCGGCAAGUGCGUGUCCGCGGGUCAGUUGGCGCGCGCCGCCCGCAGCCAGCGGUCGCGCUCGCACCACGCGCUCGCACCGGGAUACAUACUCAGCGCCAGUGGACGACACAUCAAUAUUACGAAGGUGGACGAUAUCAACGAAUGGUUAGAACCACCACAACCUCUCAAACGAACCAGCCCAGACUACCAGCUCAACAAUAUACUAUCAGAGCAUCCAAAGACAAGGAAAGUCGAGGAGUCAGUAGACUCCCUCGAUGGGAACCUCCCGUCUUUUCUCAGAAACCAAUCAGUCGAGGGUCUGGAGUCCAAGUUCAAGCAUGAUGUGGACGCUCCCCUACCCUUCUGCAGACAUUAUAGUAUCCCAGAUAACUGCGAAAAUGCUGACGAUAGCAACAGCGAAUCAUCCGACGACGAUCUCACUGAUAUCAGCGAUUGGUAUCGAAAUAUCCCAUACCAGAAAGUAGAUGACACGAAGAAUAUACUCGCAGGAAUCGUCAAGAAAGGAGAAAGCAUCUUAGCAAAGAAAGCAAGUUAUGACGUCACAGAUGCACCAAGAAAUACAGACUGUCCAAAAUCAAGAGUAGAAGAUGUCAAAAAUAAUGACAAAAACUCCACCAAACAGGAGACAAACGUCCGAAACAUUCCAAAGACUUUAGAUGUACAGAAACCAGUGGAGAAACCCAAUUUCUUCGCAAAGAAACUACUUUCCCCCAAAUUGAGUAGACUGUUUAAGAAUAACAGUGGUGAAGUUGUUAGAAAUAAGAAUAGUGCUAGUGAGGUUAAAGAAGAGAAGUCGAGAAGUAACUUCUUCGUUCAGAAGCCUUCUUCUCCGGGUAUCGUGCGGUCUUCUUACAGAGUGAGACCUGCUGAGGAAGAGAGGAAGAACAGCGUAAAUGAUGUGAUUAAAAGUGAUUUGAAAUUAGCGAGUUUGGGCAAACCGAUGACGCCGAUAUUUCGACGACAUUUGGCUACAGAAAAACCAGAUUUUGUCGACUGUAGGUACAGCUGUAGAGAUCGUAAAAAGAAUAAUAAAAAUGAAGAGAAAUUUGUAGAAAUCGGUAGGAACAGAAUUAAAACACCUGUUAGUACAGACAAGAAUUUAACGCUAAUAAAUGGACAUGUAAAUAAUUUACUAUCAGUACAAGAGAAACAGGUUUCCGAAAAAGUUAAGACGGAAAAAGAAGUACCAAAAAAACGUGAAUUAGGUAUAUCGAGGAGUAAUUACGUAAGUUUGGCGAAUUUAAAGAUAAAUAGUAAACAAGAGUUGGGACAGAUAGCUAAAGAGAAAGCUAAGAACUCUUUGAACGGAAGCCCACCAGUGGAAAAGGUGAUUUAGAUAAAAACUUUGGUCUAUCGAGUACCAUUUGUGCCACAGAUUAAGUACAAAACUUAGGAGAAAUAUUAGAAAAUAAGAAUUUAGAAUAAAUAUUUUUCUAUAUUUGGUUGUGGAACGUAAACGUAUGGACCGAUUAAAAAAUACAGUAUAAAUAUUGCUUUUUUUGUGGACGUAGUCUUUAACUUUGCUAGAAGUGAUAUUUAAGUCAGAUUUGUAUGUUUUGUGUACUUAGUACGUUAAAAAUGGUCCUUCAAGUCGGAUAUCUGUUGGUCGACAGGGCUCGAUGGACCAACAGUUGGUCGGACCGUUGAUGCAUCGUGUUUUUAAACAUUACUUCUACGGUAUAUAUAAAAUGCAAAUUAUUUUAUUCCAUAGCGUUGUAAUUUGUAGUGCUGAAGAAUCAAUUAAAAUGAAACAAAUCGUUACAUACUCAGAGUAACUAACUAAGGCAGUCUUUAGUGACCUUUAACCAGCGUUUACUCACUAAAGAGCCUUAGAUCACGACUCUGAGUACGGUAAGUUUGGUAGUUUCAAAAUGUUAGAUGUUUUCUCUUGCCAUGUUGUAUUUGAUAUACAUUUGUUGAACUGUUAUGUACUUAUAUACUCGUAAGGCUCAAGGCUUACUAACGUAAAUUGAUUCAUGGACACUGUCGCCUUUAAAAGUUUCAAUUUAUUUGUUUAUGAGGAAAGCAUAAAAGAUAGACCUUAUGUAGUCUGUUCCAAAGUUGAAUUUCGUAUGUUCAAGUUCUUUCUAAAGUAUUUACCGUCUCUUUCGUUUUCUUUUAAGAAACGGAGAUAGCAAGCAAGGCAAAGGAAUCUCAUAUUGAGAAAUAAUUACAAUAGCUUUUAAUAAAAGUAUUUUAUACAGUGCCAAAACUAAUUAUAUAGAAAAAUAUACUUUAAUAGCUUUUCAAUACGAUCUAAUUUUGCUUAACAGUGUUCAUGAAUUCAAAUUAUUAGUGCUUAAUUUUGAUCCAUUUUUACAAUAGACUGGUUACUGUUAAAGAAAUUAAGGUAAACGAGCCAAUAGUCGUCAUAUUGAAAGAAGAAUAUUGCACCACUUUUUGGUGAUGUCAUCGACCAUUUUGAGAAAUUUAUUAGUUUAUAAUCUCAUUAGAUAUAUUGUAAACUGUCGCAAAAUUAUAAUCAAAAAAAAAUCAAAAUAUUAAAAAAAUGUUUCUUUUGACAUUAGUAAAAGUGUCAAUUGCUCCUUUAAAGUUUGCUAGCAGUUUAUAAUAUGCCUAGUCCGAUUAUGAACUGUAAAGUUGGCCAUCCCCUCAACAAAACCGCGGCGGUGCCUUUAUUAAAGACUGCGUAGUCACCGAUAGAAACAUCUAGAGCUAGCAGUAGUUAUAAAU